AUGUUCUCUUUGAUUGUUCUUUUCGGGGUUUUGAAGCUUUCUUUCUUUUUCUGUAGUUCAGACGACCCCAGAUGCUUUUGGAGAUUGAAAACCAAGAAAACAUGGGAGGGAGACAAAGAUAUUGAUUGUUUAUUUUCUAUUUAUACAAAGCUUGGUUAUGUAAAGAAUGAACAGUUCAGUGGGAACCUAGAUAAGCGACUGACAGCUAAGAAUAUCCACUUGAUUUUGUCUCUUUAUUUUGCCCUCGAUGAAAUCAAUAGAAACCCUCAUAUUCUACCCAAUAUUUCACUGCUAGUUAAAGUUGAAUGUAGCCUGCUGGAUGAUUGGAGAAUAAACAGUUUAUCUUCAAAAAGAGGUGAAUUUCUUCCCAACUUCUACUGUACAAAUCACAGAAGAUAUUUAAUUGUACUUACAGGACCAAUGUGGUUACCAUCCGCCAUACUUGGGUCGCUCCUGUACAUCUCUAAGAGGCCAGAGCUUUACUAUGGACCAUUUCAUCCUUUCCUGAGCAAUCAAGAGCAGUUUCCAUAUCUAUACCAGAUGGCUCCUAAGGACACAUCUCUGGUACUGGCCAUGGUGUCUUUAUUGGUCCAUUUCAGCUGGAACUGGGUGGGAGCAAUUGUUUCAGAUGAUGACCCAGGAUAUCAAUUUCUCUUGGAAUUGAGAAGAGAGAUGCAAGUGAACAGCGUAUGUUUAGCAUUUGUAAGUAUUAUUGUAGAUGACAAAAAGAUUUUUUUGCAAAGGGCAGAUACCUAUUAUAACCAGAUCAUGACAUCAUCAGCAAAAGUCGUUAUCAUUUAUGGAGACAAAGACUCUCAUCUACAAGUGAACUUUAGACUAUGGAAUUUAUUAAACAUUCAAAGAGUCUGGGUCACUACCUCUCAAUGGGAUAUGAUCAUAAAUAAUGGAAAAUUCCUCCUUAAGUCUUAUUUUGGGACUCUCACUUUUUCACAUCACUACUCUGAAGUACCCGGUUUUAAAACGUUUAUCCAGACAGCACACCCUUCCAACUACAGUGAUGACUUUUUCUUGGCUAGAUUGUGGUGGAUGUAUUGUAAUUGCUCUUUGGCAUCAUCUAAUUGUAAAAAUAUGCAAAAUUGUUCAAAUGAAACAAUACUAAAAUGGUUAUUCAAGCACCAUUUUGAAAUGUCCUUGAGUGGUACAAGUUAUGACCUAUAUAAUGCUGUGUAUGCUGUAGCCCAUGCUCUCCAUCAGAUGCUUCAGCGACAAGUAGACACAUGGCAAAUGACUGCUGGAAAAGAGCUUGACUUUGACUCCUGGCAGAUGGUCCCUUUCCUGAAAAACGUCCAAUUUAUAAACCCUGCUGGACAACAAGUGGACCUGGGUCAGGAAGAAAAAAUGGAUACAGAGUAUGACAUUUACCACACUAUGGAUUUUUUGCCAAUGCUUGGACUUAAGAUGAAAAUAGGAAACUUUUUCCAAUACCUGCCACAUGGACAACAAUUGUAUAUGUCUGAAGAAAUGAUAGGGUGGAACACAGACCUUAGACAGACUCCAACAUCAAUUUGCAGUAUACCUUGUAGUCCAGGAUUCAGGAAAUCCCCUCAGCAGGAAAAGCUUGUUUGCUGUUUUGAUUGUACCCCUUGCCCAGAGAAUGAAAUUUCUAACAUGACAGGCAUGAAUCAGUGUGUGAAGUGUCCAGAUGAUCAGUAUGCCAACUCUGGACGAACUCGAUGCAUCAAAAAAGUUAUUGCGUUCCUAGGUUAUGAAGACCCUUUGGGAUUAUCUCUGGCCUGUGUGGCCCUGUGCUUCUCUGCUCUCACUGCUUUCAUACUUGGUGUCUUUUUGAAGCACCAAAACACGCCCACUGUCAAGGCCAACAACAGAACUCUCAGCUAUGUUCUACUCAUCUCACUCAUCUUUUGCUUUCUCUGUUCGCUGCUCUUCAUUGGCCGUCCCCAUGUGGCCACAUGCAUCAUGCAGCAGACCACAUUUGCAAUUGUGUUCACUGUGGCUGCCUCUACUGUCUUGGCCAAGACUAUUACUGUAGUUCUGGCCUUCAAGUUUACUAAUCCAAAUAGAAACAUGAGGUGGCUUCUGCUCUCAGGGGCACCUAACUUCAUCAUUCCAAUUUGCACCAUGAUUCAACUGAUUUUCUGUGGAAUCUGGCUGGGCACUUCCCCUCCAUUUGUUAAUGCUGAUGUACAUUUUGAAAAACAGUACAUUUUGAUUAUCUGUAACAAAGGUUCAAUUAUUGCCUUCUAUUGUGUCCUGGGAUACUUGGGCUCUAUUGCCAUAGGAAGUUUCACUGUGGCAUUCUUGGCCAGGAGUCUACCCGACAAAUUCAAUGAAGCCAAGUUCCUGUCAUUCAGCAUGCUAGUGUUUUGUAGUGUCUGGGUCACCUUCCUACCUGUCUACCACAGUACAAAGGGCAAGGCUGCUGUGGCUGUGGAAGUCUUCUGUAUAUUGGCCUCCAGUGCAGGGCUGCUUCUUUGCAUUUUUGCCCCAAAGUGCUUCAUUAUUUUGUUAAGACCAGAGAAAACUUCCUUUCAAAAGUUCCAUAAUUUGCAUUUUAAAAUUGAUAAUGCUCAUUAG
This is a messenger RNA of Acomys russatus (golden spiny mouse), 2556 nucleotides long. RefSeq names its product vomeronasal type-2 receptor 116-like. Bases 1 to 2556 code for a protein of 851 amino acids. Lineage: Eukaryota; Metazoa; Chordata; Mammalia; Rodentia; Muridae. The transcript is spliced from 6 exons. Gene Ontology annotation, molecular function: G protein-coupled receptor activity. Gene Ontology annotation, cellular component: membrane. Gene Ontology annotation, biological process: G protein-coupled receptor signaling pathway. The record is from RefSeq and is a predicted model, not a curated record.